GACCAGGCAGACAAAAGUUUGGGAGAGAAGUUCGGUCUGAGGCGAGCGUGAGAGCGAGGGGGGCGGGGGCCGAGGGCAGCGGGGCGGUCUGGCGAGUCAACUCGUGAACAGAUAGACCUGCGGACGGGACAGCUGCGGCUGCAGGCCCUUCUAGCCCCGCUUAACCCCAGAUGCGCGGGGGGACGCAGCCCCUCCCGCUGGGGGAUGCUGCGGGAUUCUUGGCGCCGGGCAUCCGGGCCGCCCGCUAAGCCCCUGUGCCUACCCCGUGCCCCCGGGGAACCGGAGUCCAGCCGCAGGGAAGGAGAAGCGGCCGCUGAGAGGCUGCCGGGUGCCGGGCGGGGAGGGGGCUGGAGGCCGCAGGCCCGAGGGCAUGGAGCGGUUAGGGGAGAAAGCCAGUCGUCUGCUGGAGAAGCUCGGCCGCAGAAAGGGUGAAUCUAGCCGGUCUGGGUCCGAUGGGACCCCCGGUCCGGGCAAGGGGCGCCUGAGUGGGUUGGGGGGACCUAGAAAAUCAGGGGCCCGAGGAGCGACCGGGGGACCCGGGGAUGAGCCAUUGGAGCCGGCCCGGGAGCAGGGUCCCCUGGACACUGAGCGGAAUCCGCGCGGCUCCUUUGAGGCGCAGCGCUACGAAGGCUCCUUUCCUGGGGGGGCGCCGCCCACCCGGGCCUUGCCUCUACCUCAGUCAUUGCCCCCCGAUUUUCGGCUGGAGACAACAGCACCAGCCCUAAGUCCCCGCUCCAGCUUCGCCAGUAGCUCAGCCAGCGACGCGAGCAAGCCGUCCAGCCCCCGGGGCAGCCUGCUGCUGGACGGGGCAGGGGCUGGCGGAGCCGGAGGCAGCCGGCCCUGCAGCAAUCGUACCAGCGGCAUCAGCAUGGGCUACGACCAGCGCCACGGGAGCCCCUUGCCCGCGGGGCCGUGUCUGUUUGGCCCACCCCUGGCCGGGGUACCGGCAGGCUAUUCCCCCGGAGGGGUCCCGUCCGCCUACCCGGAGCUCCAUGCCGCCCUGGACCGACUGUGCGCUCAUCGGCCCGCGGGCUUCGGCUGUCAGGAAAGCCGCCACUCAUAUCCCCCAGCCCUGGGCAGCCCCGGAGCUCUAGCCGGGGCCGCGGUGGGAGCGGCCGGGCCUUUGGAGAGACGGGGGGCGCAACCCGGACGACACUCGGUGACCGGCUACGGGGACUGCGCCGCGGGCGCCCGAUACCAGGAUGAGCUAACAGCAUUACUGCGCCUGACGGUGGGCACCGGUGGGCGAGACGCCGGCGCCCGCGGGGAACCCUCGGGGACUGAGCCGUCAGGUCUCGAGGAGCCGCCAGGUCCUUUCGUUCCAGAGGCUGCCCGGGCCCGGAUUCGGGAGCCAGAGGCCAGAGAGGACUACUUCGGCACCUGUAUCAAGUGCAACAAAGGCAUCUAUGGGCAGAGCAACGCCUGCCAGGCCCUGGACAGCCUCUACCACACCCAGUGCUUUGUGUGCUGCUCCUGUGGGCGAACUUUGCGUUGCAAAGCUUUCUACAGUGUCAAUGGCUCUGUGUACUGUGAGGAAGAUUAUCUGUUUUCAGGGUUUCAGGAGGCAGCUGAGAAAUGCUGUGUCUGUGGUCACUUGAUUUUGGAGAAGAUCCUACAGGCGAUGGGGAAGUCCUAUCACCCAGGCUGCUUCCGAUGCAUUGUUUGCAACAAGUGCCUGGAUGGCAUCCCCUUCACAGUGGACUUCUCCAACCAAGUGUACUGUGUCACCGACUACCACAAAAAUUAUGCCCCUAAGUGUGCGGCCUGUGGCCAACCCAUCCUCCCCUCAGAGGGCUGUGAGGACAUUGUGAGGGUGAUAUCUAUGGACAGGGAUUACCACUUUGAGUGCUACCACUGCGAGGACUGCCGGAUGCAGCUGAGUGAUGAGGAAGGCUGCUGCUGUUUCCCUCUGGAUGGGCACUUGCUCUGCCACGGCUGCCACAUGCAGCGGCUCAAUGCCCGACAGCCUCCUGCCAACUAUAUCUGAGCUGCAUUCACAGCUGCUGCCAUCACAACAUUGACAAACUCCUCUGGCAAGUGGGCCCUCAGGCCAGCAGAGGCAAGGAAUGCACUCUACAGGCCUGGCAGAAGAGUUCUUUGGGGAGGGCCCCAAGGGCCAGAGACCCAAAGAUCAUGACAUUCCAAAUGGAUUGUGGAGGAGGAAGCUUCUAAUUGCCAGUGUGGGGUGACUGGAGUUCUUUCUGUGUAUGCAGCCUGUGCUCAGGCACAUACAGGCCUGUUCUAAUACUUUCUGAUCAUCUGAUUCUGGUCUAUAUCUUCAGUAUAUGUUUGUGCUUAAGUUAAGCAAUGAUUUAUUUGGAUUACAGGAGGAGAGGACCUCCCUUUAGGUGAGCUAGUUUCGACCAAACUGACAAGAACUAAAAGUGUUUUGCUCUCUCCAGCUCCCCAAAAUCCUAGAGUUUGGGGGUUUUGGUUGAUGUAAUCUGAGAUCCCUCUGAGAGGUAGCAGGUCUGGAGUGGUGAGUUACUGCUAUGGAACCAACUGUAAGAGUGAUUCAAGAAGAAGAAAGAAGUAAGAGAGGGAGAGAGCACGCACGCGUCCUGUGUGUGUGUGUGUGUGUGUGUGUGUGUGUGUGUGUGUGUGUGUGUGUGUGUGUGUGUAUGUGUGUGUGAAUGCACCUGUGUGCAUACACUGGGCUGUAGGGCUCAAUGCACCUAAACUUGGGAGUGUGGCUAGCCUGAAGUUUCCUAGACAUCUCACCCAAUAAGUUCCAUAUCCACAGAGACCCACUCAUUACCUCCCCCAGCUGAGAACAGCAACCAAAUAUAGGCACUCGCCGAACCCCUAGGUCCAUGUGAGUCCCUGACAAACAGGCAGUACAGGCAGCAGGCUCACCCAGAGCUGGUCCCCAUUCCCAGCAGAGAGAUGAGGAAUUCUCCUAGUCCUUAGAAGAAAGCCAAGAAAUAGCUUAUUAAGAAUGUCCAGAGUUUCUACCUCUUUAUCUAGAUACAGAGGUAGAAUACUAUGGUAAGUACCUGGCUGACCCCAUAUCUGACACCAUGUGUAGGGCACAAAAGCAUGAGGAGCUUACACUUGGUUCCCCAGCUAUAGCUCACUCCAGACCUGCUACUUCUCAGAGGGAUCCCAGAUUACAUCAACCACAACUACAAAAUUCUGGGGUUUGGGGAGCUGGAGGGAGCAGAACACUUUGAUUUAGUUCUAGUCCGUUUGGCCAAAACUAGUUCACCUAAAGCUAGAUCUCUUAAAACCAAUUCACAGAAAACUUGUUUACUUAAAGUUCAGUUCACUUAAUGACCAAUUUGCCAAAAGCUCAAUUACCUUUUCGGUGUUUUAUAUCCAUGUAGGUGUCUUAUUCUUUUUUGUUGUGCUUCGGGUAUUUCAAAGAUUUCUAUCUGUUCACCCAAGAGUACUUCUGAAUUAUUAUCAACAACAUAAAUUUAUCAAAUUUGCAGCACUUUGCAAAUGAUGAGAUUGCUUCCUGCCUUUAUGGAUGUCUUUUUCUAUGUUCUCUACUUUUCAAACACUUUUUAAAAAAAGUUUAAAGUUUCUAGCAAUAAAUACAAUUGGUACAGACA
Messenger RNA from Lemur catta (Ring-tailed lemur), 3557 nucleotides. RefSeq names its product ajuba LIM protein (gene AJUBA). Gene Ontology annotation, biological process: regulation of DNA-templated transcription; response to hypoxia; negative regulation of hippo signaling. The coding region runs from base 371 to 1987 and encodes 538 amino acids. The record is from RefSeq and is a predicted model, not a curated record. Gene Ontology annotation, molecular function: transcription corepressor activity. Lineage: Eukaryota; Metazoa; Chordata; Mammalia; Primates; Lemuridae. Gene Ontology annotation, cellular component: adherens junction; transcription regulator complex; P-body. The transcript has 8 exons.